UAUGCAUAUAAACUGAGGAAUCACUGAUGUUGUUCAUCAUUUCGUUGUGUCUCCCGCUGCAUCUAAGGAUGAUGUGGAAAUGUGCUUUUCCGUUCUUGGCAGCCCUGCUAACUGUUGGGUUAGCUCAGGUUCCAGGAGGUGUGACAGACAUCAGCGCCAACGAUGAGGGAGUACAAGCUGCGCUGAAAUUUGCUAUGGAGGAAUACAACAAGGGUACUAGUGACCAAUACCUCUUCAAGGUGGAGGAGGUGAUCAAGGCUCAGGUUCAGGUGGUUGAAGGUUUCAAAUACUUCCUGACUGUGAAAAUAUCCAAAACUCUGUGCAGAAAGAACACCAAUGUUUCCAGGUGCCCAGUCAUCACAAAGCCAUCGAUGGCUCAGAGCUACAAAUGCACCUUCGUUGUGUGGGAUCGCUCAUGGCUCAAUGAUACACAACUGCUGGAGCAAAAGUGCUACUAAAAAAAUCCAAAAAGAUCUGGAUUUAAAUUUUCCUUUGAAGUCAAGGCAAAAUAACAACAAAUGCAAUGCCAUCUGUACAAUACUUAUUUAAACUUCACUAUAAUCAAUGUAGAAAUUUGGAACAGCUUCAAAAGCAAAAAAUCAAAGUUUAUCCAAUAAAAAUACUGUUCGAAGUUCAGUGACUU
Oryzias melastigma (Indian medaka) is the source of this 643-nucleotide messenger RNA. Its product is annotated as cystatin-C. NCBI's taxonomy places the organism in Eukaryota, Metazoa, Chordata, Actinopteri, Beloniformes, Adrianichthyidae. The transcript has 3 exons. Gene Ontology annotation, molecular function: cysteine-type endopeptidase inhibitor activity. The coding region runs from base 27 to 458 and encodes 143 amino acids. The record is from RefSeq and is a predicted model, not a curated record.